AUUAACGGGGCCAUGAUCGUCACCGCCAAGUUGGUAGCCAUUGGCCUGAGCCUCGCGCUAACGGCCUUCACCGUGUCGACGAUUGUCCUGGCCGUGCAGAAGUCGAACCUUCAGAGUGAUUUACGCGAUGCCCAGGAGAAGCUGGAUCUCCUCGAGGCGGGGUUUACGAGCACGGCUGCUCCGACACCCUCGACCACUGCGAGUCCUGGCCCCACUUUAGGUCCAGAGCCCACAGCUGAACCUGGAACCACUGCACCGCCGUAUCCCACAGCCGCCUCCCCUGGCACCACAACCCCUCCAGAAGAGAAAAUCGACUACCGACUGCCCGGAAAUCUGGUACCCACACACUACGAUCUCUAUUUGUUCCCCAACAUCGAAACAGGGGAGUUCAGUGGCCAGGAGACCAUUACAAUCACCGUUGUAGAGGCCACCGACAAGAUAGUCCUGCACUCCCUCAACUUGAACAUUUCCAGUGUGUCCAUUAUGAACACGGGCAGUGAGACCUUGGAGAUCCUGGGGACCACAGUGGAUUCCGUAAGGGAGUUUCUUAUAAUCCAUCUGAGUGAGCAGCUACCACAGGGCAGGGAAGUGAGGUUGCAUAUCGGAUUUGAGGGAUCCAUGGCCAACAAGAUUGUGGGUCUGUACAGUUCGUCGUACUUGAAGGAGGAUGAGACCCGCAAGUGGAUUGCCACCUCCAAGUUCGAACCCACCUACGCUCGUCAGGCUUUUCCCUGCUUUGAUGAGCCCGCGUUGAAGGCUGAGUUCACCAUUACCCUGGUGCAUCCCUCUGGCGAGGAUUACCAUGCCCUGUCCAACAUGAACAUAAGUACUACUGUCAACCAGGGUGCCUUCCAGGAGGUCACCUUCACGAAGAGUGUGCCCAUGAGCACCUACCUGGCCUGCUUCAUUGUCUCCGACUUCACCUCGAAGCAGGUGGCCAUCGACACGAAGGGCAUUGGCGAAACCUUCACCAUGAGCGUCUACGCCACUCCGGAGCAACUCGACAAGGUGGACCUCUCCGUGACCAUUGGCAAGGGAGUCAUCGAGUACUACAUUGACUACUUCCAAAUCGCGUAUCCGCUGCCCAAGCUUGACAUGGCCGCCAUUCCCGACUUUGUCUCCGGCGCCAUGGAGCACUGGGGAUUGGUCACGUACAGGGAAACCUCGCUGUUGUACGACGCCGAAACGAGUUCGGCCAGCAAUAAACAACGCAUCGCCAGCGUGAUUGCCCACGAAUUCGCACACAUGUGGUUUGGAAACUUGGUCACCAUGAACUGGUGGAAUGAUCUGUGGCUAAACGAAGGCUUCGCCAGCUUUAUCGAGUACCUCGGCGUGGACGCCGUCUACCCUGAAUGGAAAAUGCGUGACCAAUUCAUCGUCGGCACGCUGCACGCCGUACUCACUUUAGAUGGUACUCUGGGCUCGCAUCCCAUCAUCCAGACCGUGGAGAAUCCCGACCAGAUCACUGAGAUUUUUGACACCAUCACCUACUCCAAGGGCUCUUCCCUCGUGCGCAUGUUGGAGGAUUUCCUGGGAGAGACCACCUUCCGCCAGGCGGUGACCAACUAUCUGAAUGAGUACAAGUACUCCACGGCCGAAACUGGUAACUUCUUUGCCGAGAUCGACAAACUGGAACUGGGCUACAAUGUCACCGACAUCAUGCUGACGUGGACGGUGCAGAUGGGUCUGCCGGUGGUCACGAUCGAGAAGGUCUCCGACACGGAAUACAAAUUGACGCAGAAGCGCUUCUUGUCCAACCCGAACGACUAUGACGCCGAUCACGAGCCCUCGGAAUUCAACUACCGGUGGUCGAUCCCCAUCACAUAUACCACGAGUGCGGAGUCGGUGGUGCAGCGUGCGUGGUUUUAUCACAGCCAGAGCGAAAUCACUAUAACCGUCCCAUCGGCCGUCCAGUGGAUCAAGUUUAACUUCGAUCAAGUGGGUUACUAUCGCGUUAAUUACGAUACCGAUCUGUGGACCGCUCUGGCCGAUCAGCUGGUGGCCCAACCGAGUUCCUUUAGCGCAGGGGAUCGGGCUUCCCUCCUCAACGAUGCCUUUGCCCUGGCUGACUCCACUCAGUUGCCCUAUGAAACGGCCUUUGAGUUGACCAGGUAUUUGAGUAAGGAGGCUGACUAUGUGCCCUGGAGUGUGGCUGCCUCUCGAUUGACCUCCCUGAAGAGAACCCUGUACUAUACCAGCAGCUAUGCCAAGUACAAGAAGUAUGCCACAGCUCUGAUUGAGCCAAUUUAUACGGAUUUGACCUGGACGGUUGGCGAGGAUCACUUGGAUAAUCGUCUUCGUGUCACCGCCCUGAGUGCUGCCUGUUCCUUGGGUCUGGAGUCCUGCCUCUCGGAAGCCGGAGAGCAGUUCAACACCUGGUUGGCCAAGCCGGAGGAUCGUCCCAAGGCCGAUGUCCGUGAGACUGUCUACUACUAUGGAAUACAAUCCGUGGGAAGCCAGGAGGUUUGGGAUGCCGUGUGGAAGCUGUUCGUCAACGAAACCGAUGCCAGUGAGAAGUCCAAGCUGAUGUAUGGGCUCUCGGCCAUUACAACUCCUUGGAUCCUGCAGCGAUACAUCGACCUGGCCUGGAAUGAGGAGUACGUGAGGGGUCAGGACUACUUCACCUGCCUGACUUACAUCUCCGCCAAUCCAGCGGGCGAAUCCUUGGUCUGGGACUAUGUCCGCGAGAACUGGCAACGACUGGUGGAUCGUUUCGGUCUGAAUGAGCGUUACUUGGGCAACCUGAUACCCUCGAUCACGGCUCGCUUCAGCACUCAAACCAAGCUGGAGGAGAUGGAGCAGUUCUUCGCCAAAUACCCGGAGGCCGGAGCGGGCACCGCUGCCCGAGUCAGGGCUCUGGAGACGGUCAAGAACAACAUCGUCUGGCUGGCCGAGAACCUGGAGGGCGUGGACGCCUGGCUGGACAAGCAGCAACUGUAGGAAAGUCCGAGGAGGAAGUGCUCUUGCGACCAUCGAUCGCACUAAAUUUGUACUCAUCUAAUUGCCAUUAUAAAGCAAAAUAUGCCGAACAAGUGGAAAUAAAGAUAAGCUAGUUAUGGGAAAAACUGAAA
Molecule: messenger RNA, 3071 nt
Organism: Drosophila biarmipes
Lineage: Eukaryota; Metazoa; Arthropoda; Insecta; Diptera; Drosophilidae
Product: glutamyl aminopeptidase
Exons: 7
Coding region: 13-2940 (975 amino acids)
Biological process (GO): proteolysis; peptide catabolic process
Cellular component (GO): cytoplasm
Molecular function (GO): metalloaminopeptidase activity; peptide binding; zinc ion binding
Source: RefSeq, a predicted model, not a curated record